Molecule: messenger RNA, 570 nt
Organism: Nicotiana tabacum (common tobacco)
Lineage: Eukaryota; Viridiplantae; Streptophyta; Magnoliopsida; Solanales; Solanaceae
Source: RefSeq, a predicted model, not a curated record
UAAGCCAAUUGCAGCUCAUCCCAAAUUCCUUCAACUCCUCUAUUGCUUCACUCUAGAAAAUUAAUUAACACAUCAUUAUAUUCAGUGAACAACAGCUGACAAUGGAGAGAGCAUCAAAACUUGUGCUUGUCACAAUACUAGUACUGCUUCUUGCUGAAGCACAUAUCUCAUUUGCUGCCACGUGUAGUCCAGUUCAGUUGAGUCCUUGCCUAGGUGCUAUCAGAUCAUCAACACCACCAUCUAAACUCUGCUGCAGCAAAAUCAAGCAACAAAAGCCUUGCCUUUGCCAAUAUCUCAAGAAUCCAAAUCUAAAGAAGUAUGUUAACUCUCCUGCUGCCAAGAAAGUUGCUCGUACUUGUGGAGUUCCAUACCCCAGGUGUUAAAUUAAAACUACACUUCCUAUAUUGAUUAGGGAGUUAAACUUGACACUACUAUAGUUUAAGCCAACCUAUCAACAUUAUAUCUAUUUUCCUGCUUUGUUCUAAUUUUAGUACUCUCUGUCUGCACCUGUCGUAUACUAGGUGUUCUACUAUUUACAUGAAAUAAAAAUACGGAGUAGUAUUUAUCUCA